CUACACCGCCCCAACCCGCUCGAGACCGUCGUUACACUUACACCCUGCAAUUUAUCGUCGCUCUCAGUAUCGAUCUUCUAUUUCUAUUUUUCAGAAAUCGAUCAAUUAAAUUAAGGAAUAUUAGUAGACGAUUGCAUCGUCAUCAACAUGAGGAAGCGAGAUUUAGCAAUCCUUAUGCUCGCCGCUUUCGCCAUUUUCUUUUCCCUUCAGCACGAAGGCGAUUUUUCGUUUAAGGAGGCGUGGUACCACCUAUCGGAUGAAUAUCCAAUUAAAUACGAGGGGGAACGGCUUCCGCCACCUAUUGUGUCCGAUCUUAAUGGCGAUGGAAAGAAAGAGGUUCUUGUGGCUACCCAUGACGCUAAAAUUCAGGUUUUAGAACCUCACUCUAGGCGUGUGGAUGAAGGAUUUAGUGAGGCUCGUGUUCUUGCAGAAGUAAACUUGUUACCUGACAAAAUCCGUGUUGCUUCGGGCAGACGGGCAGUAGCCAUGGCAACAGGGGUAGUUGACCGAACUUUCAAACGUGGUCAAGUGCAAAAACAAGUCUUGGUUGUUGUGACAUCAGGUUGGUCUAUAAUGUGCUUUGAUCAUAACCUUCAAAAGCUAUGGGAAACAAAUGUUCAGGAGGAUUUCCCACACAAUGCUCACCAUAGAGAGAUAUCAAUUUCUGUAAGUAAUUAUACGUUAAAACAUGGAGAUGCUGGGCUUGUGAUUGUUGGAGGAAGGAUGGAAAUGCAGCCACAUAUGCACCUUGAUCCUUUUGAAGAGAUUAAAAUGGCUGAGGAAAGUGCAGAUCAGCAUAGAAGAAGCGCAAGCGAAAAAAGAAAUGCAUCUGCAGCUGUUGAUUUACGCCAUUUUGCAUUUUAUGCUUUUGCUGGGCGAACUGGUUCACUUCGCUGGAGUAGAAAGAAUGAGAACGUGGAAGCUGCUCCAUCAGAUGAAUCUCCACUAAUUCCACAACAUAAUUAUAAACUCGAUGUUCAUGCUCUUAAUAGGCGUCAACCAGGAGAGUUUGAAUGCAGGGAGUUCAGGGAAUCAGUUCUAGGAACCAUGCCACAUCACUGGGAUAGGAGGGAGGAUACAAUGCUAAAGCUGGCCCACUUUAGGCGGCAUAAAAGAAAGUCGGUGAAAAAAACACCUGGAAAAUCUUCAACUUACCCAUUCAACAAACCAGAAGAAAACCAUCCUCCUGGGAAAGACUCUAGUAAAAAGAUUUCAAAUUUAAUUGGAAAAGCUGCAGAUUUUGCUAAUUCAGCAAAAACUAAAAAAGCAUCACCUUAUGUUCCCACUAUUACAAAUUACACACAGCUCUGGUGGGUCCCCAAUGUUUUGGUGGCCCACGAAAAGGAAGGAAUUGAAGUUCUACAUUUAGCAUCUGGUCGUACCUUAUGCAAGCUUCAUCUUCAUGAGGGUGGAUUGCAUGCCGAUGUUAACGGAGAUGGAGUUCUAGAUCAUGUCCAGGCUGUUGGGGGGAAUGGAGCUGAGCAAACGGUUGUUAGUGGGUCAAUGGAAGUUUUGAGACCUUGUUGGGCAGUUGCAACAUCGGGUGUACCAGUGAAAGAACAACUUUUCAAUGUUUCGAUUUGUCAUCAUUCUCCUUUUAAUUUGUUUCCUCAUGGGGAAUAUUCUAGAAGCUUUGGAAGGGGUCUUGAUGUAACUUCACUUGAGGUAGCAACACCUAUUCUCAUUCCUACAAAUGAUGGCCAUAAGCAUCGCAAGGGUAGCCAUGGAGACAUUGUAUUUCUAACAAAUCGCGGAGAGGUAACGGCUUACUCCCCGGGGUUGCAUGGGCAGGAAGCUGUGUGGCAAUGGCAGCUGUUGACUGGUGCGAUAUGGUCAAACCUUGGGUCGCCAGCUGGCAUGAUGGAUGCGGGUUAUGUGGUCCCGACUUUAAAAGCGUUUAACCUGCGGAUGAUGCAUGAUGAUAAUAAUAAUCAGCAGCAGCAUUUGAUAUUGGCAGCGGGUGAGCAGGAAGCGGUAGUGGUGUCGCCUAGAGGAAGUCUACUGGCGAGCAUUGAGCUUCCUGCACCGCCAAGUCAUGCGUUGGUGGAUGCAGAUUUUUCAAAUGAUGGGCUGACGGAUAUUAUUGUUGUGACUUCGAAUGGGGUUUAUGGGUUUGUUCAAACCAGGCAACCGGCAUUUGAAUUCCAUCAAGGGGAAACCUCGACUUCCACCUGGAGGACACAUUUAGAACCACAUACAGUCUACAGACAAAUGUCAGGUGUUUUUAUGUGAUAUUAUAGUAUUAAGAGGGUUUUUGUAUACCAACUCCUGGACUCCUGCUCAGUCUUGUCUCUAAAAUGCAUUUAGCCAUCAUGUAUUUUACUCGUGCACCAUAUACAAAAAU
Molecule: messenger RNA, 2344 nt
Organism: Lactuca virosa
Lineage: Eukaryota; Viridiplantae; Streptophyta; Magnoliopsida; Asterales; Asteraceae
Source: the annotation of a GenBank genome assembly